AUGGCCUCCCAGGUUGAGUCCAUCAAGCGCAUCCCAGGCCUGCCCCGCACCUUCCCGUCCACCAUCUUCUGCUCAGACAUCACGGCUGACCUGCUGAUCCACGACUACCGCCUCAAGGUGGCCGGCCCCGGCGCCUGCCAGCUCGUGCGGCUGCCCAUGUGCGAGCGGCUGGUGGUCGACGGCGUCGGCGUCACGGCGCUGCCGGCCAACCACUGCCCGGGCGCGGUCAUGCUGCUGUUUGAGGUGCCGCGGCGCGGCGCCGCGGCCGCAGGCGGCGGGGGCGGAGGGGUGCACGUCAUCCUGCACACGGGCGACUGCAGGUAG
Messenger RNA from Monoraphidium neglectum, 324 nucleotides. RefSeq lists its product as hypothetical. NCBI's taxonomy places the organism in Eukaryota, Viridiplantae, Chlorophyta, Chlorophyceae, Sphaeropleales, Selenastraceae. Bases 1 to 324 code for a protein of 107 amino acids. Gene Ontology annotation, biological process: double-strand break repair via nonhomologous end joining; interstrand cross-link repair; protection from non-homologous end joining at telomere. The record is from RefSeq and is a predicted model, not a curated record. The transcript has 2 exons. Gene Ontology annotation, molecular function: damaged DNA binding; 5'-3' DNA exonuclease activity.